AUGAACCCAGGGCCAGCAGGGGCGAGGCAGGAACAGUUCUGCGCGCCUCCGGGAGCCCGCAGACUCGAGCCGGAGAAAACCCCGGCCCGGGGCCUGCCCGCCGGAGACGCCCACGGCCCCCACUCACCCGCGCCGAGAGGUCUGGAGGAAGCCGCGCGGCGCGGAAGGAGGCGGUGCCGCCGCGCUCGGGGGCGGAAGGGAGGGGGAGAGGGAGGAGACGGCCGCGGCCGCGGCGAGAGGGGGUUGAGCACGCUCGCCGGGGUCGCCACGGGCGCCGCUCCCGCCCCCUCAGCCUCUCUCGGCUGGGCCGCCCAGUGCCGCGCAGCUCGCGCGCCCCGCCGCACUGACAGCGGCGCGAGCCUCACAGCUGCGAGUCCUUCCCUCGGCGGGCACCACUCAGGCGCGCGGGGGUGGGGGUACGCAGAGCGGCUUUCCCCAGCUCCGCCCGCGCGGCGGCUUCAGCGCCGGCCCGGGGCUCCCCCUUCCUCUCGCCUGGGCCUCCCGGGAAGGGCACGGGGACGCGAGCACGAGGAGUCCGCCGCCCCGCCUGGCCACAGCCCGGCCCCCCAGGCGCAUGGGCUCUCCCCACCCCCUCAGCCUGGCUUUGGAAAGGUCCAGAGACUCGGCGGGGAGAAGAGGAAGGCGGUGCCGGGGCGGGGCCUGGCAGGGAGGAGGGACGGAGGAACCUGGAUUCCUGAGGACGCCGCAGAGUUUGCAUCGCGUCCUCGUUUGGCCGGACCAGCAGUUGUAACUGCCCUUCCGUGGUUUGAUGCCCUCCAUGCCCCCGUUUCAAAGGGAGAGAAAUCGGACAGAGGUGACACCGACAGCGAGACCUGUCACCUCCUGGGGGAAGGACUUCCUGAACAUCCGUGUAAAGCUGUUGUCUAGGCUGGCUUCUUGUUCCGUCAUUUAUUUCUCUAUGUGUUUUUGUCUGGCUCUGCUACUAAAACGUAACAUCCGUGGGACCAGGAAUUUUUGCCAGUACAUCACUAUGUUCCCAGAUCUAGUGCACGCACCUAGAGCUCAAUAAAUGCUUGAGUGAAGGAAUCAGCCGACCAAUGAAUUAAUCUAGCCCCUGCCAGCCUCCAGUGUUCCCUUUCUGGCCAUUCUUUGGCUCCUCCCCUCCAUCACCCUGGCCACUCCCACACACCCGGCUUGGCCUCUGUGUUGGUUUGCAUACCACAAUGUCUCAGAACCGGUGGCUGUAGCAUUUUCUUUAUUUGAAUUGCUCCGCCCCUUUGUCUCCAGUUCUACCAUGAGCUCAGGGACCACCACCUCUGAGAAGUCUUCCGCCUCACCACCAGGCAAGUUGAGGCGCUCACCUUGCUCCGUUCAUGACAUUCGUUGGGAAACUUGCUUGUGCAGAAGAUGUCCUGUUCCCUGCUGGCACUAAGGAUUAGGUUUACGUCCUACAAAGCCCUGUGUGCCCUGCCAUCUCGACCCUCUGAGCUCCUCCUCCACUGUCCUCACCCCCCUCACUCUGCUGCAGACACACCGGCCCCUUUGCUGCAACCUCCGGGCCCUUGCUCGUGCUGUUGUGGCUGCCUCAGAAGCUCUGGCUCUCCUUCCGUGGACUGGUAUGGCUCACUUCUGACCUUCAGGUUCCCACCCAAAUGUCAUUUUCUCAGAGAGGCCCUUUUAUGCAUGAAUUUCAAAAGGUACUGUAAAUUAGCCAAGUGAGUCAGGUGUAAGGUAACAGAGAGUAGGAAUUCAUGCCAGACUAGGCGUUCCCACCCCUCCAGGGGAUGCAGCUGAUUUAUGUGGGAGCAGGCCCCCAGUGUUGCCUAUUGCCAGAUCUAACAUGGGGAAGAAAAAAAGCUCUCACUCCUAUUCUGGGUUUUAACUGCUGGCAACUCACUCGGAUUUUUAAAGGAAAAUGCAGACCUAAAGACACACCUCUGAGGACUGUGGGUGGCCUGCAGGCUGCCAUCCUUGCCUUCCAAUGCGUUUGGGUCCAGACCCCAUUGCACUGCUUGCCAGCUGUGUGCUCUUGGGCAAAUUACCUUCUCCCUGGGCAAGCACCAGGUUCUUAAAAUGGGGAUAAUGAAUUCCCUACAUCCUGGGCUUGCUGCAAGCCUUCUUAAAAAGAAGAUAAAUGUAUGGGAAGCACUUAGCACAGAGCCUAAGAGCAAACAUUCAAAACGGUUUGAUUGUCAGUGUGGAAGUCAUGAUUCUUCCUGCUGGAACAGACACCUCCCCCAGAGGGUUUU
Molecule: messenger RNA, 2210 nt
Organism: Oryctolagus cuniculus (rabbit)
Lineage: Eukaryota; Metazoa; Chordata; Mammalia; Lagomorpha; Leporidae
Source: RefSeq, a predicted model, not a curated record